Phytomonas sp. Hart1 is the source of this 2191-nucleotide messenger RNA. NCBI's taxonomy places the organism in Eukaryota, Euglenozoa, Kinetoplastea, Trypanosomatida, Trypanosomatidae. The record is from the annotation of a GenBank genome assembly.
AUGACCCAGUCACUUAUUGCCCCUGCGUCUGCCACGGCAUCUUUACUAGAAUGUGGGCCAGUUGCCUUAUGGCGUUGGUGUUCCCCCCGUAGCAUCUCGCCCACGCCCCGCUUUAUCCGUUUUUUAUUGGAUUACAUUAUGGGAUCAUUUUUGGUUGCUGGGGCAGCGGAGGUAUUAGUUCCAGCAGGCAUGGUACACUGGAUGGAGCGCAAUACCGCCACUGAGUCACAGAAUGAGUGGAAAGUGCUGACACAAGAUCACCGUCUGGUUGUAUUAGCUUCUUGUAGCGAGAUUGGCGACAUUCUCAGUCGCUAUCCUUCUUAUCGCGCUUUCUGUAUACCAGUCCCUAGUGGCCCACUCUGCUCCAGGCUCUUAUUUCGAUGUCCAAUUGAAGUUUACUACGGUGAUUCUAUCAAAAAAGUAAUGGAUAUGUUUAAAAGCAUGGAUGCUUCAUCUGAUGUUAGUUGGCGUGCAUGGAUGCGGUCCGGAUUAACCUGUCAGUUCGAAGGCCACUACGUUCCACCUAUACGUGUCUCAGAGCAUGCGGCCUCUUUGUUGAGUGCUGAUGGUGGUUGCACGCAGAUUAUUUUAGAGGAGGGAACCGCUGGCCUCACCCCACGUUGGCUUGAGACCUCACUGAAGACGGCGUUAUCGUGUGGUAUUCCGACAUCCUGUUUGUCACUUGCCUUGUGUGAUGCCGUACACUCACCCAAGCUGAUGGGUAAGACCCUAGAGGUCGGCGUUCACCAUCUAUGCACGUCCUCGCUGGGCCAGGAGUUCGCGCUGUUCGAUAAAAGUGACGCCUUGGUAUCAAUCGACACCGCCUCACUUCUUGUGUCGCACCUCUCAGAACACAAUCAGGUCAACCUUUCCACCGCCGAAUUGGACCAAUUGCGUGACAGCGCUGCUUUUGUCAAAUCGGCUCGAAAGCAGUGGCACAAGGAAACACAAAUGUGCAUUGGGUGAGUAAUGACCGCUGCUGUUCACUUUUAUUUUGUUUUUGUGAGAAGAGGGGCAUCCAAUUUGGAGGUGUCGCCUAGCAAAAAAGUGUAAUUAUUUUUCUAAAGCGUUUCAAGGGUUUUAACUAAACGAGAUGGUAUUCUCCAAAAAAUUUUCUUAUUCAUGACAAUUGUGUUUCUGGAGCACUUUUUCCUCGUUCUAGGUACACCUCCUUACCCUGUGUUCAAUGAGGCCUACAAUUUUGUUUCACGAGUGAAAAUUAUUGUAUGAGCGAAAUGUUCAGCUUAUGCACGCUUGAUAAUGAUUUAAAUAAAAUCAUAUUCUUAACUAUUUAAUUCACUAUUCCAUGCUAUCAACUGUAUUUGACUUUUUUACUAGUAUGGAAUCGGUCAAUAAAUACUUUUAGAUACGUAAUUGUUUUCCUCACUCUUUCAUUCUUUCCUUACAAGUGUUGCAUAUAAUUUUUGAGUGCAGCAUUUAUUUUUCCUUUCCAAGGUAAAUUCUUUAUUGCAUACUAUAUUCAACCCAUUAUGAGAUUUCUACCACAUUCUACUGUCAUUCACGUUAAUGCUUAAUGAGUUUUGCAUUAACGUGAAUGACGGAAGAAGGUUCAACUAAGAAUAUAUUCAAUCACUCGAGAUCAUGUGGAUUUUAGUCUGUACAAAAACGAAGACUUAUUAGUCUCGCAAAGAUCCAGAAGUGUAGUUGAAGAUAAGAACCUAGUUAUGAAAGCACAUAAUACCAUUAUUUGUGACCGGCGGACCAACUCCGUCAUCAUCAAAGCCUUUAUAAGUAAACCCUACCUUCAGAGAUACUGAUUGAGGUAGAAAUUAACAAUGCCCAUUCUUGUAUAGGACAUUUAGAUUUCAUAGUUUAUCACACGUAUAGAUCCCAAAAAUCUCUGUGUCUUUCUGCCUCAUGGCUCCCGAUAUUUUUUUGUUAUUAUUGUUGCCGUUAAUACUGGUCAACGUCAUCCAUACCAAACGUUGGUGACCACUACGGUGGUGUGCCACUUGGGAAUGAGUAUAUAAUUAACUUUCCACCAGACUUUAUUCAUCAUUGUUAUUGUUCCUCGACCACAUAUUAUCACUCGAAUGGAAUACUAAAAGGGCACAUUUAUUUCUCUAAAUGCCCUUUGUAGAUUAUGUUUAUCAGGAAGGGUACAUGUGUGUAUUUUUUCAAGGAUAUAUACCACAAAUCUGGUAUUUACUCUCACAUGAUCUAAAAAAAA